Messenger RNA from Trifolium pratense (red clover), 2761 nucleotides. RefSeq names its product probable pre-mRNA-splicing factor ATP-dependent RNA helicase DEAH9. The record is from RefSeq and is a predicted model, not a curated record. Gene Ontology annotation, molecular function: RNA binding; ATP binding. The transcript is spliced from 22 exons. The coding region runs from base 142 to 2244 and encodes 700 amino acids. Gene Ontology annotation, cellular component: intracellular anatomical structure. Lineage: Eukaryota; Viridiplantae; Streptophyta; Magnoliopsida; Fabales; Fabaceae.
GGUUUCCCUUAGCAGAAGUUUUUAACGAUAGUAAAAUUGAAAUAUUUGGGGCUAUAUAAAAGAUUCAUGGAGGCGUAGAGAAAAAACAUGUUCUUCUGAGGGGUCUUCUUUCUUCCCUGAGAGAGGUAACGGAAUUGAACAAUGGCGCAAUUCUGGAAACCAGGGACGGAGAAACCUGAUGCUCAGGUUGUAGACGACGAAGAAGGCGGUGUUCUAUUCAUACCCGGUUCUAACUCACUUUCUUCUUCUUCUUCUGGUUAUGGCUACGCUAGUAUCGAGAAACAACGCCAACGCUUACCUGUCUACAAGUACCGCAACGCCAUUCUCUACUUGGUGGAAACUCACGCCACUACCAUCAUCGUCGGUGAAACCGGUAGCGGUAAAACCACACAAAUCCCUCAGUACUUGAUAGAGGCGGGUUGGGCAGCCGGUGGAAGACUCAUUGCUUGUACUCAACCUCGACGACUCGCUGUUCAGGCUGUUUCUUCUAGAGUUGCUCAAGAGAUGGGAGUUAAACUCGGUGAUCAAGUUGGAUACACUAUUAGGUUUGAAGAUGUCACUAAUCAAGACGAAACGGUUUUAAAAUUUGUAACCGAUGGGGUGCUCCUGAGGGAGAUGAUGAAUGACCCUCUUUUGACAAAAUAUAGUGCUAUAAUGGUGGAUGAAGCUCACGAAAGGUCCAUUUCAACUGACAUCUUACUUGGACUAUUGAAAAAGAUCCAACGACGUCGACCAGAGUUGCGAUUAAUUAUUGCAUCUGCUACUAUUGAAGCAAAAUCAAUGGCUGACUUCUUUCGCCCAAGAAAAAAACGCCGAGAACCUGAAAAUGAGGAGAAUGGACUAAAAGUUGAACCUGCAAUCUUAUCAGUGGAGGGAAGAGGCUUCAAUGUACAAAUUAAUUUUGCUGAGGAACCUGUCCAAGACUAUGUUCAGGCUGCUGUUUCAACAGUACUCUUGAUCCAUGAGCGGGAAUCCACUGGAGAUGUUCUAGUAUUCCUUACUGGUCAAGAUGAUAUUGAUGCUGCUGUUCAUUUAUUCAAUGAAGAAAUUCAAACUAAUAGAAAGCGCUCUUCAGGAUUGGUUGUUUUGCCUCUCUAUUCAGGACUCCCACGUGCUGAUCAAGAAUUAGUGUUCACUCCAACUGCUAGAGGAAAGAGGAAAGUAGUAAUUUCUACCAAUAUAGCAGAAACAUCACUCACGUUGGAGGGUAUUGUCUAUGUUGUUGACAGUGGAUUCUCAAAACAGCGGUUCUACAAUCCGAUCUCUGAUAUUGAAAAUCUGGUUGUGGCUCCAAUUUCUAGGGCUUCUGCUAAACAAAGAGCUGGUAGGGCUGGACGAGUUCGACCAGGAAAAUGUUACAGGCUAUAUACAGAAGAAUAUUUUCUUAACCACAUGUCUAACGAGGGAAUUCCAGAGAUACAGAGAUCAAAUCUAGUCUCCUGUGUAAUCCAGUUAAAAGCUUUGGGGAUUGAUAAUAUAUUGGGCUUUGACUGGCCAGCAUCUCCAUCACCUGAAGCAAUGAUCCGAGCACUGGAAGUUCUCUACUCACUUGGGAUCUUGGAUGAUGAUGCCAAGCUUACUUCACCAACUGGAUUCCAAGUUGCAGAAAUUCCACUUGACCCUAUGAUCUCCAAAAUGAUAAUAGCUUCCAGCCAACUUGGAUGUUCAGAGGAGAUAAUCACAAUUGCUGCGGCUCUUUCCGUUCAAUCUAUCUGGAUAUCAGCGAGAGGGAUACAAAAGGAAUCAGAUGAAGCAAAAUUGAGAUUUGCCGCUGCCGAGGGUGACCAUGUAACAUUUCUUAAUGUAUACAAGGGUUUUCAUCAGUCUCGUAAAUCGUCACAGUGGUGUCACAAGAACUUUGUUAACUACCAUGCCAUGAAAAAGGUUGUUGAAGUUAGAGAACAACUCAAAAGAGUUGCACAGAGGAUAGGCUUAGUCUUAAAAUCUUGCGAAAGUGAUAUGCAGGUUGUUAAAAAAGCAGUUACUGCUGGCUUUUUUGCUAAUGCAUGUCGUCUUGAGCCAUACAGUCAUGAUGGGAUGUACAAGACGUUAAGAGGGUCAGAAGAAGUAUAUAUUCACCCAUCAUCAGUGCUAUUCAGAGUAAAUCCAAAGUGGGUUAUUUUCAAUUCUCUAGUAUCAACUGAUCGGAAAUAUAUGCGUAAUGUGAUGACAAUAGAUCCUUCAUGGCUAUUGGAGGCUGCUCCUCACUUCUACCAGCUACAACAACCUAAUCUUCUUCAUUGAUUGCCUUUGUAACAUAUAAAGUCACAGUUUGGGUAGAGCAGAUUAACCAGUGAUGCGGGUAUUAAGAUAGAAACUUUCCAUUACUCUUGUGUAAUUUAUGGAAAGAAAUUUGGUGCGGUUGAUGUAAGUCUAAUUACAAGGACCCCUGUCAAACAAAAAAAAGUCUACUUACAAGGAAUAGCUGAGAUUCGCAAUAUGGAAACACUGAAAAAAAUUCUUUACUAUCAGUGUAUAUAACAGAAUAUACUAUGAGUCUACACAAAGCUGCUAUGGUAUGGUGAAUCACAUUUUCUCUUAUUUUCUCCCCCUCUUUUGUGUGUUGUAUUGUUUGUUGUAAUUACUUCCUACACGUUAUGCUCUUUCUGACUCAUGCUCCUUUUAAUCCGAACUAACUUAACGUUAUAUAAAGCAUAUUUUAGUAGUCCAUAUAUUUUGAAAGUUGUUGUAUAAAUGAGAAUACAUGAUACAUUAUUCAUUCCCUUUUGUUCUUAGCUAACAAGCUCAGUUGUUGGAUGAA